UCAACUACAAAAACAAAGAAGCUUCAGUGAAACGGCGCUCGGUUUUGCCAUAUGUUUGUGGUUUUUGGUUUGUUAAAAUAGAUACAAAUGUUUGACAGUCUUUAAAUAGUUUGGUAUAAAAAAAAGUAUGCACCUAAAAGGGUUUCCGAAAGUUUCACGACAGCGGUUAUGUCGUGAAUACUUGCUAAACUAAGUUAGCUAGCUAGCAAGCAGGUAAAUCGACCUGGCUGCUGCUCCUCCUGAAGCCCAAACCAAGAAUCCUGAUGGCUUUAACUUCAGCUGCCAAAGAAGCAAGCCAUGAAGUUGACUGUUGUCUGGCACCGGCUUCAAGAGAUGCGCUCACCAAAGAUGCAGAAGAUGACAGAGGAAGCAUCAUGAGGCCUGAGUUCAGCCAUCUGAGCCAGGAGAAGCCUGUGUUUCCCGGUGGUGUUACUGACUCCAGUUUCUUCGUCCACCUUAAUUUAAGUGAUGAAGACAGAGUUCCCUUCACUAUCAACAGAUACCUGAGAGACUACCAGAGGGAAGGUAUCAAAUUCAUUUACAAGAACUACAUCCGCUCCUCUGGUUGUAUCCUCGGUGAUGACAUGGGCCUUGGAAAAACUGUUCAGGUCAUUGGUUUUCUUGCUGCUGUGCUGCACAAAACAGGCACAUGGGAGGAUGUAGAGAACAACCGGCCUCUGUUUCUGCAAAGUCAGAUACCCUCCAAGGAGUCUAAUUCAAACAAAGUGUUUCUCGUUGUGGCUCCACUGUCGGUGCUUUAUAACUGGAAAGAUGAAUUGGACACGUGGGGUUACUUCCACUGCGUUGUGGUCCAUGGCCUGAGGAAAGAGGAGGAGCUGACACGGAUCAGCAAUGGUCGCAUUGAGAUCGCUCUUACCACCUACGAGACUCUUCGACUCUGUCUGGAUCAGUUCAAUAUGAUAAAUUGGUCAGCUGUGUUUGUUGAUGAGGCCCACAAGAUAAAAAAUCCCAACUCUCAAAUCACUCAGGCCAUGAAGGGCCUGAGAUGUAAGGUCAGAAUUGGACUCACGGGGACCAUUUUACAGAAUAAUCUGGAGGAGCUUUGGUGUGUCAUGGAUUGGGCCGUUCCAGGUUGUCUUGGCAACUUGGGACAUUUCAAGAACAAGUUUUCCGAUCCAGUUGAGCAAGGUCAGAGGCACAGUGCAACCAAACGGGCCCUUGCUACUGGGAGGAAGACUGUUAGAGCUCUGGUGAAAAAGAUUUCUCCCUGGUUCUUGAGGAGAACUAAAGCUCUGAUCGAAGAACAGCUGCCUAAGAAAGAUGACAGGGUGGUGUACUGCUCUCUAACAGACUUUCAGCAGGCUGUGUAUCAGGCUGUGUUGGACACGGAGGACGUGACUCUGCUGCUGAGAUCUUCAGACAAAUGUGAAUGUCAAAGCGGCCGAACCCGCAGAAGCUGCUGCUAUAAAAAAAACUCCGAAGGGGCUCAGAUUAAAGAACUUUAUUUCAGUUACUUGGCCAUCCUGAGGAAAGUUGCAAACCACGCUGCCCUGCUUCAGUUCACUCCUGGCACCAGCAAAAAACAGGAGAAGUAUGUGAGUUCUAUUUGUGCAAAGGUUUUUCCGAAUUUCCCCGACUUUGUGCAGAGAUGCAGAAAUGAAGCUUUCGAAGCUCUUUCCGACCCAACAUACAGUGGAAAAAUGAAGGUGCUGCAGAAAUUACUCAAAUACUAUUUGCAAAAGAGAAGCAAAAUGCUCAUCUUCUCUCUGUCAACAAAGCUGUUAGAUGUGCUGGAGAGCUACUGCAUGGCAGAGGGUCUGGACUACAGCCGGUUGGACGGAACCACCAAAUCCAAAGACAGAGUCCAGAUAGUGAAAGACUUCAACAGCUCCUCUCAUGUAAAUCUGUGCCUAGUCUCCACUAUGGCAGGUGGUCUUGGGCUUAACUUUGUCGGUGCUAAUGUAGUGGUGCUGUUUGAUCCCACCUGGAAUCCUGCCAAUGAUCUCCAAGCUAUUGACCGGGCGUAUCGCAUUGGUCAGUGCAGGGAUGUUACUGUUCUUCGACUGAUCUCGUUGGGGACCGUAGAAGAGAUUAUCUACCUCAGACAAGUUUACAAACAGCAACUGCAGUGUUCGGUGGUUGGCGAGCAGAGCGCCAGGCGGUAUUUUGAAGCAGUGCAAGGCCACGGCGUCUAUAAAGGGGAACUGUUCGGGAUCAAAAACCUCUUCAGGCUGCAGACCCAGGGGACCUGCCUCACCCGCAGGAUUCUAGAGAGGGAAGGAUUAGUGGAGGCUGGUGUGAUGACAGCGAAAACUCACAGUGGUGAUGAAAAGGAGAAAGAGGGGAAUGGCGAACCUGGUGAUGCACUGACAGGUGCUGCAGGGUCUAAUAAUGAAGCAGCCAAGGGGAAAGAAGCCUUAGAGGCCUCCAGAGAUGUGCUGGACUUCAGUAGUGGGAGCGAAACGGAAGAGGAGAAACAAGUACUUAAAGGAAAAGCUUCCAACCUGAGUUGUGACAGCAACUUGGGGAAAGCUAGCACAGCUUCUGGUCGAAUGAAUCUCCUCCAGCACGGUUUCUCCAGGCUUCUCGAAGGGGCUAAAGAAAAUCCAGACAAAAGCAGUAGCUCAGAAACUGAAGACACUUCAUCUGAAGAGGAUGCCGAAGAUCAAAAGAUGAGGAAUGUUCCAGAAUCCAGGUUAAAAAAUUGGAGCACAGAGAGAAAAUUUGAAGACUGCAGAGAUGAGAUUUUUCAGGAAAAGGAGGAAACUGUUAGAAUGAGAGAAAAAAGAGUGGAAGUGGUUGAGGAGAGCGGUAUAAACUCUUCACCAGAAAGGGAGCAAGCAGACAAAAAUAGAGAACUACUUCCUAAAUCGCACCACUUUCAGGGUUACUCGGAUGAAUCUGAUGAUUUGGACCUGGAAGCAAAGACACGACCCAAAAAGGAGGCUUACAGUUCAAACAAUACAGGAGCAGAAAUUGGGAGGGGCAAGCAUGACCACAACAAAAGGAGACGAAGUACUAGUGUGAGGGACAAGGCGAGAUCUAAGUACACAGCAGACAUAGAGACAUUCACGUCUUCAGAGGAUGAAGCAAUUCCUACGACUGAUCCAACUGCAAGAGGAGCAUCGAGGCCAAAGGCCGUUUCAUUUACAAGUCUGAGAAACCAGACGUCACCAGCAUCCAAAGAGAGGAAUAGAACCAUCGACUGUGUGCUAGGUGGAGUACAGGAGGUGGUGUUUUCUCACUCAAAUCAGCGUGUCGUGGGUGGAAGCAGAGCCGAAGAGCUAAUCAGUAGAGCUGCUGUUCGGGAUGUGUUUGAACGCAAGAUGUACUCGCAGCUUCCAGCCAAUAACUUAGUUGGUACCCAGGAGAGUCUGCCCAUGAGCCUUCCAGAAAGACCGCCUUGCCCUGCUAACGUCACAGAGCAGAGACCCAACGCGGACCAUCCUGUCCUCUUCUCCAGCAAAAGUACACACUGCAAAGGACACGCCACUGUUGUCAUCGGAGAGACUCCCAAAGCCAUACAGAGGUUACAACUAAUGGAAAUGGCACAGAAGUUCACGUUUGCCUCAGUCCAUCAGUUUGCUGAAGAAAUCCUGAAAAGAAGUUCAGCUGACAGACUGGCAUGGCUGCGACAGUAUUACACGUCCUUCAAUCAUCCUGAACUUGCUAAUAUUAUAACAGAAAACUUCUCCUCCACCUCAUCUGCCACCUCUUCAUCAAUCCCAAAAGACCCGCAGAAGGACUCUUUGAGGGACAGGAAAAGACUCAAGAAUGAUGGAGCUAAACCUCAAAGUUUACAAAAUACUGUCUCUGUGCCACAAAAUAGAUCUGACGUCCAGAAAGACGAUGGCCUUGAACCUCCCAGAAAGCAAAAGAAAGGACAAAAGAAAGCACUACAAACUCUGGCGAACAUUUCAAGCCCCGACUUAACCGACCAGGAGGUCUGCCCUGCCAGAGGACCCAAGAGGACAAAGAGAGCUAAUGUUUCCAGCUCUGGAGCCCACAGAGCAGGGGGUGGUCCUGGCAUGGAUCAGGCCAUCAUCAGUGGUCUGGGGUCCGUGGCGGCUGCUGCUGUCCUGAACCGCACAGACAGAAAUUCACCUUCUUCUUCUGACCUCAGCUCUGCCGUAGCAUCCAACCCUGCGGCACUGAAAGGCGAGCUGGAGCAUAAACCCACCCGGACUUCCAGUAAGUUCUCCUUUCUAACCGACCUGGUAGGAGAUACGUCCAUUCUGGAUGAAUUACUGAAACCAAAACCCAAGGUGGAACAGCAGCUGACUAAAACUCCUUCAGGUGGAAGAGAAGCAGGCGAUCCUGAUUCAAGCCCCUGCACUGCUGAGCAGGUCCACAGACCGCCGCGGGCGCCAAAGGGAGCCCGCAGAGACAUAUGGGACAUCCUGGAUGAGGGCAAUGAGGAGAGCAUCAACAGGUUAACAGACCCAGAAGAAGUCCAGAGAGUUUGUAUCGACACCAACCUAGCAGCCAGAAGGAAAUCUGGACAGAAUGAGAGCAAGAGUCUCUGGAAGACGAAUGAAAAGUUCCUGUGGAAAAAAGGAGAUCUUUAACUUUUUACUGAAAGGCUUUUGGCUUUUUCUGUGUUACCUGUUUUCAGAAAUGUGAAAAGAAAUCCUGUCUAGAAAUAUUUUCUUUUUAACGUAUUUAUUGUUUUAGGUUUUACCCUGGAAUUUUUUUAUUUUACUGUUUACACCAUUUGCUUAGUUUACGAUUCAUUAGGAAAGCAAUCAUUAUCAAUCCAAUAAAAAAUUGUAAUUAACCCGAGAUUUUAAGAUUUACCUUGGCUGAGUCUAAGGAAAUUUUAUAUUUUUUAAUAAAACUUGUUUGUUAAUCUGA
This is a messenger RNA of Oryzias latipes (Japanese medaka), 4815 nucleotides long. RefSeq names its product excision repair cross-complementation group 6-like 2 (gene ercc6l2). Lineage: Eukaryota; Metazoa; Chordata; Actinopteri; Beloniformes; Adrianichthyidae. Gene Ontology annotation, molecular function: ATP binding. The record is from RefSeq and is a predicted model, not a curated record.